This is a messenger RNA of Telopea speciosissima, 1710 nucleotides long. RefSeq names its product protein TIC 40, chloroplastic-like. The record is from RefSeq and is a predicted model, not a curated record. The coding region runs from base 108 to 1403 and encodes 431 amino acids. Gene Ontology annotation, biological process: protein import into chloroplast stroma; chloroplast organization. Gene Ontology annotation, cellular component: chloroplast thylakoid membrane; chloroplast inner membrane. The transcript is spliced from 14 exons. Lineage: Eukaryota; Viridiplantae; Streptophyta; Magnoliopsida; Proteales; Proteaceae.
CUCAAAAAAGAGCAAAAAGUGCAGAAGAAAACAUCCGUGGCUUAUAAAUCUUCCUCUUUCUUUUAUUUUCUCUCUCUCCUCGUUUGCCCUUCUGUCUGCAACUAACUAUGGAAAAUCUCUCUCUGUUUCCCUCAAAAUACUUCUUAUUAGGCUCUUGUCCAAACCCCAGUGGCCUCUCGAACAGACGCUUCUUCGCCCUCCCCAACCCAUCAAUUAAGAGAAGAGAAGGCCCACCCAAAACCCGAAAUUUCAUCUCAGCUCUCGGCCAGGGCAGUCUGGAUGGCUCACCCCGAAGACUUCCCAAAAAUGUGUUGGAGAAACUAGGUGUGGAGGCUUUUGCAAGCAUUUCUUCAAGCAGCAGUGAAACAUCUUCCGUUGGCGUCAAUCCUCAACCUUCUGUUCCACCUCCACCAUCUUCUGUAGGAUCUCCUCUCUUCUGGAUCGGAGUUGGUGUCGGACUCUCAGCUUUAUUUUCAUGGGUGGCAACAAACUUAAAGAAAUAUGCUAUGCAGCAAGCUUUCAAGACAAUGAUGGGUCAGAUGUCCACAGAAAAUACUCCAUUCAGCAAUGCUGCCUUUCCUCCGGGAUCACCAUUCCCAUUUCCAACACCCACUGCAUCAGCACCAGCUGCAUCACCUUUCCCUGCUCCGUCUCGAGCUGCAGUUACUGUAGAUCUCCCUGCCACUAAAGUAGAAGCAGUACAAGAAACAGAAGUUAAAGUUGACCCAGAAGUAAAGAAGGAACCCAAAAAAUACGCUUUUGUAGAUGUUUCUCCAGAUGAGAUGCUGCAAAAAUCUCCAUUUGAAAGCUCUGACGAAUUAGAAGGGACAAGUUCUUCCAAGGAUGUUCAGUCUUCUGUGGAAGUUUCUCAAAAUGGUGCUUCUACCAAGCAGAACGUAGGUGCUUCUAGUGAGCAAUCCAAAUCUACUCAAGAACCGGGUUCUGUCAUGUCAGUGGAAGCUUUAGAGAAAAUGAUGGAAGAUCCAACGGUGCAAAAGAUGGUCUAUCCCUAUUUGCCUGAAGAGAUGAGGAACCCUGCUACCUUCAAAUGGAUGCUUCAGAAUCCACAAUACCGUCAACAGUUACAAGAAAUGCUAAACAAUAUGGGAGGGAGCACUGAAUGGGACAAUCGGAUGAUGGAUUCCUUGAAAAAUUUUGAUCUUAGCAGUCCAGAUGUCAAGCAACAGUUCGACCAAAUUGGGCUCACACCUGAAGAAGUCAUUUCAAAAAUUAUGGCCAACCCUGAAGUUGCUAUGGCAUUUCAAAAUCCAAGAGUUCAAGCUGCCAUCAUGGAUUGUUCACAGAAUCCUCUGAGUAUAGCUAAAUAUCAAAAUGACAAGGAGGUUAUGGAUGUUUUCAACAAAAUUUCAGAACUCUUCCCUGGGGUGACAGGUUCACCUUGAUUUCCCUAGUUGGUCGAGGGGGUAUAUAUGUGCCCUACUUCCGCAUGACCAUGUGCUGAGGUGCACUUAGUCUCUUAAUGACACCAGGUGUUAAAGAAGUGCACAAAUUUCAUAUCAGUUCCGGGUGAUCUGAUGAAGUCGGGUUUCUUCAUUUCCUGAUUGUCCUUGCUUUCGAAGAUGUAUUAAAGCACUAAGUCCUGGUUGUGCAAUUGAAUGCAUGCUCUGGUAGCAGUGCUAAAGGUGUGCUGUAUAUCCUCUUUGCUAAUCAAACAGAUGCAUCCAUCUUUAUUGUCUUAGGGUGUAAAAA